UUACUCUGUGUUCUUUUCACGUCCGUAAAAUGUAAAACGGAAACUUUAUUAAUUUGCAUUUAAAGCGACACAGUCCACCCAAAAACAUAUUUCAAGUGCAAUUGUGCAGUAAAGCAAUACCCAUACCCAUGUUAACCGAAGCCCCCAUGGCCAGUGACAACAUAAUGGACGAAUUAGCAUCUUUGAUACGCACCGAAAUUCCCGAUGGUCGCCAGAGCCUGCGCGACAGCUACACGAAUCUGGAGCGUGUGGCCGACUACUGCGAGGACACCUACUAUCGCGCCGACAAUAAAAAGGCCGCCCUCGAGGCUACCAAGAACUACACCACCCAAUCCUUGGCCAGUGUCGCGUAUCAGAUCAACACGCUAGCCUAUAGCUACAUGCAGCUGCUGGACUUGCAGGCGCAGCAGCUCAGCGAAAUGGAGUCGCAGAUGAAUCACAUUGCUCAGACGGUGCAUAUACAUAAGGAGAAGGUGGCCAGGCGCGAGAUUGGCGUUCUGACGGCCAACAAGGUGAGCUCGCGCCAGUUCAAGAUAGUGGCGCCCAUUAAUCCUGAGAAGCCCAUCAAGUAUGUGCGCAAGCCCAUUGACUAUUCAAUUCUGGAUGAGAUUGGGCACGGCAUCAAUUCGUCAACCCAGCACGUUGUGAGACAGAAGCAUAGAGGCUCGAGUCAUGGCUCUGUGCAAUCUCUGGUGCCGUCAUCUGUUGGCCCACCGCCCACCACCAAGCCGCCGACGCCGCCGCAAAUGUCGCGUGCCGGCAAUACAGGCACUCUGGGCAAAUCGGCCAGUAAUACCGGCACGCUGGGCAAGAGCUCGCGGGAGUAUCGCACGCCGCCUGUGGUCAAUCCACCGCAGGUACCUUCGCACUAUGCGCCCAACUAUCCAAUCGGACAUCCCAAGCGCAUGUCCACGGCCUCGUCCACAACCACUACCACUGGCGGUGGUGCAGCGGGCAACGAGCGAGCUGCUGGCUACAGCGCGCUGCCCAUGCCACCCAGUCAGCAAAUUGCUACGCACGUGAAUCUGCCCUCGGCGGGCAUGAUGCAGUCGCUACCACCGCCGCCGCCCACCACUUAUGACGACCGGAGCAGCAUGCCACCGCCCCCUUCGCCGCUAACCGUCUCGCAGCACGAGAUGACCGAGCAGAGCCACAUUGGCAUGCAUACCCUGGGCCGCAAUAUCAACAGGAAUCCCAAUAGAAAUCAUUUCAGCUUGAACUUUGCGCGCCCUGGCUCCCAAUCGCCACCGUUGCCGCCACCACCGCCGCCGGAGGAUGAGCACCAGGACUUUGGGCGUCCACGCACUUCAACUGGGCCACAAUUAGCGCCUAUUGUGCCGGAGGAUCAGAAUUUGCCUGGUUGGGUGCCCAAAAACUACAUUGAGAAGGUGGUGGCUAUUUAUGAUUAUUACGCCGACAAGGAUGAUGAGCUGAGCUUCCAGGAGAGCUCGGUGCUCUAUGUACUGAAGAAGAACGAUGAUGGCUGGUGGGAGGGAGUUAUGGACGGUGUUACCGGUCUGUUUCCUGGCAAUUAUGUGGAGCCCUGUGUCUAAGCACUGCCAAUGGAAUUAACAAUAACAAUAAUAUGCAUUAUGACAAAGACGAUAACGAUUUCCGGAUAUUGAUAAUGAUAAUUAUGUAACUACAGCCACAGCGCAGCUCUAACAAGUAUUCCACUAGCAUAAACUGAAUGGCAACUAGCUGCAUAUAGUUAAAUAUGUAUAAGUUGUCAUCGCACACUCAUACACACUCACAAA
Drosophila novamexicana is the source of this 1757-nucleotide messenger RNA. It is a transcript of the gene Abi, whose product is annotated as abl interactor 2. Bases 129 to 1553 code for a protein of 474 amino acids. The record is from RefSeq and is a predicted model, not a curated record. The transcript has 7 exons. Gene Ontology annotation, molecular function: SH3 domain binding. NCBI's taxonomy places the organism in Eukaryota, Metazoa, Arthropoda, Insecta, Diptera, Drosophilidae.